GCUCCUCCAUGAUUGACAGCUCAGUUUAACCAAUCGUUUGCUGCGGGCGGUUUCAGGACAGGAUCUGUUUCCGGAACCACACACACACACACACACACACACACACGUGUGAGCUGGCUUUCAGUGCGGUCCUUACUCUUGUGAAUAUCAGCAGACGUGGUGCCUGCGUCAAGCCCGGCUCCGUUAAGAAGUCUCUGCAAGUGUUUGACAGCUGGGAAACAAGACGAGUGUCCAAGGGUCCAUCGCUGUUUCCUGCUAACUCAUCUCCACAGUCAGCAACUUGGCUCUGAUGGCUGAGUCAGAGCCUGUCGUUGUCCAGGUCGGAGAAAAGAGAGGCUGUCCAGAGGAUGAAGAGAAAGACACACCAUCAAAGAAACCCAGGGUUGAGAUCGACCACCAAGAUGAGGAAGAGCCAGAGGGUGAAGCAUCUGACGGGGAGGAAGAGAAUGGGGAGACCUUUGCCGAUAUGAUGAAGCAUGGCCUCACGGAGUUGGAUGUGGGCAUCCUGAAGUAUGUCAGUGACCAUGAGGGCUUCUCAGGGAUCUUGAAGGAAAGAUAUUCUGAUUUUGUGGUGCAUGAAAUCAACAAACAAGGCAAGAUAGUGCAUUUAGAUGACCUGUCUAUCCCUGCAGAGGCCGCAGAGGAAGUUGCAGAGGCUCCACAGCCGCCAGAAGAAUCGGAUGUGCUGACCGAAGAGCAGAAGAAGCAGCUCGGGGAGCUGCAGCUCUUCAGGAAUAAAGAGGGCAACGUCUCUAUUGAGGUGAUUGACGAUACAAAAGAGAAGCGGACGCUGGUCCACAAAGCCAUCAAGACGCAGUUUCCUGGUCUGGAGACAAAGACGGAAGAGAAGGAUGGGCGCAAGUUAAUAGUGGCCUACCACGCUGCUGGGAAGAAGGCUCUCGCAGCUCCAAGGAAACACUUCUGGCCGAAAAACCGUGGCAGCUUUUGCCACUUUGUGCUGUACAAAGAGAACAAGGACACCAUGGACGCCAUCAAUGUGCUUUCAAAGUUCCUCAGGCUUAGACCCAACAUGUUUUCCUACAUGGGAACCAAAGACAAGAGAGCCAUCACUGUGCAAGAGAUUGCAGUGCUCAAGAUCACAGCAGAGAGGCUGGCUCACCUCAACAAGUGCCUCAUGAAUCUCAAGGUGGGAAACUUCUGCUACAAAAACCACCCUCUGAAGCUCGGGGAGCUGCAGGGAAACCACUUCACUGUGGUCAUCAGGAACAUCUCAGGGACAGAUGAGCAGGUCCAUAAGGCCUUGACGUCUCUCAAACAGACAGGCUUCAUCAACUACUAUGGCAUGCAGCGCUUCGGCACCACAGCUGUGCCUACGUACCAAGUUGGCAGGGCUAUCUUGAGGAAUGACUGGAAUGAGGUGGUGGAUUUAAUUCUGAAGCCUCGUCCUGGAGCGGAGAAAGAAUUCCUGGUCCGCUGCAGAGAGGAAUGGGCAAAGACGCAGGACCCGGAGGCUUCUCUGAAAAAGCUGCCCAACAAGCGCUGUGUGGAGGGGCAGCUGCUGCGAGGCCUGUCCAUGUAUGGCAAGAAGAACAUCGUCACUGCCUUUGGACUGAUUCCUCGCAACAACCGCCUGAUGUACAUCCACAGCUACCAGAGCGUGGUGUGGAACACCAUGGUGAGCCGCAGAAUCGAAGCCUUUGGCCUGAAGGCUGUGGAAGGGGACAUUGUGCUCAAAGGAACCACAGCACACUUGCUGUCUGCAGAGGAGGCUGAGAGUCACUCCAUUCAUGACGUCGUGAUGCCACUUCCUGGGUUUGAUGUCAUCUACCCCUCUCACCACGUGGGGAAAGGCUACAGAGAGCUGCUCUCUGCAGACAAGCUGGACAUCGACAACAUGAGACACAAAGUGAAGGACUAUUCUCUGGCUGGAGCCUACAGACGCAUUAUCAUCAGACCCAGUGAUGUCAGCUGGGAGGUGAUCAAGUACGAUGACCCUCGGAUCUCCCUGGUGCACAGUGAUUUUGAGAAACUGGAGAACAAACCUGCUCCUGUCUUCAGCAAAGAGGGGAAGCAUCGGGCUCUGCGGAUGGAGUUCUCCUUGCCUCCCUCAACCUACGCUACCAUGGCGAUCAGAGAGGUCCUCAAGUUGGACACUAGCAUCAAGAAACAGACCCAACUCAACACCACCUGGUUCAACUGAGACGAGACACACUCUGGCAUAGACCCGACUGCUGCUGCAGGCUGCAAAGCACCUGUCUACUCUGGCUACUUACUGUUGUGAGUGUUUUUACGUGUAUUGCUGUGUGUGUGAAUGAGCGGUUCUGUGUGAACCAAGAGGCUACUUCUUUGAAGUACAAAGAGCAACGAUGUAUGAUUAUUCAACCUUUUUUUUUUUUUUUUUAAACAGUGUUUUUACUUGCUCUAAAGUGGUUCUGUGCUGCAAUGAUCACAGUUAUUUUGACUGAUUUGACUAAACCUUGUUCUUUCAGGGUGUAACAUGCAUGCCCACUUUGUACAGACAUUUUCUUUUUUCUUUUUUUUUUUUUUAACUUUGAGCUGAAUGUGCUAAUUGAACAAAACUCUCGAGAAGAGAAAUUAAAAAUGUUGAGUUUAUGA
This is a messenger RNA of Acanthopagrus latus (yellowfin seabream), 2577 nucleotides long. It is a transcript of the gene pus7, whose product is annotated as pseudouridine synthase 7. Gene Ontology annotation, cellular component: nucleus. Gene Ontology annotation, molecular function: pseudouridine synthase activity; RNA binding. Gene Ontology annotation, biological process: pseudouridine synthesis. The transcript has 17 exons. Bases 290 to 2161 code for a protein of 623 amino acids. NCBI's taxonomy places the organism in Eukaryota, Metazoa, Chordata, Actinopteri, Spariformes, Sparidae. The record is from RefSeq and is a predicted model, not a curated record.